AUGACCCCGCAGGCCGGGCCGGAGCCCGGGCGCCGUGCCCCGCGGGCGGCCCUCGCUCGCUUCCUGGAGGCGCAGCGGCCGGCUCGCUCUCGGCUGGCGCGACCUUUACUCCCGCGGCGGCGGCGCAGGAGUGGCGGCCGGGCGGGCGGGGGAGGCGGCGGCGCGGCGCCGCUCCCGGCUCAGGUAUGGGAGGCGGCGCGGGCAAGGAGAAGCGGCCCAGGAGGGAGAGGGCGGGCGCGCGUCCGAGCGGGCAGCCGGUGCGCCGCCACCGCCUUUGAGCCCUGCCAGAGCCCGGCCCGCCGCGCCCUCCCGCGCCCCCGCCGCGCCCCCGCCGCGCCCCCGCCGCGCCCCCGCCGCGCCCCCGCCGCGCCCCCGCCGCGCCCCCGCCGCAGCGGGGUCCUCGGGGCCGGGGGCGGGGCCGCGCGAGGCGCGGGCGCCGACCGCCCCCUGCUGGACGCCGGGCGCGCGCGCAGGGACAGGUGCGCGCCGAACGCCGGCAGCUGCCGCGCCGCUCUCUCUACUGGCGCCUGCUGUGCCCUGGAAAGCUGGGCGGGGAUCCAGUGCAGACCAGAAAAAAGGGGGGUGGAGCAGUACCAGAAAUUGGGCAAGAGGCGUAAACAGGAGUGA
Molecule: messenger RNA, 627 nt
Organism: Camelus dromedarius (Arabian camel)
Lineage: Eukaryota; Metazoa; Chordata; Mammalia; Artiodactyla; Camelidae
Product: atherin-like
Exons: 2
Coding region: 1-627 (208 amino acids)
Source: RefSeq, a predicted model, not a curated record